AUGUGUGCUUGUGCCUGUUUCUGUGUGUGCAGGGGAGGUGUUUGUGCUGGAUGAUGGAGGGGAAGUGGACCUGGACCUCGGGAACUACGAGCGCUUCCUCGAUAUUCGACUCACCAAAGACAACAACCUGACCACGGGGAAGAUCUACCAGUAUGUCAUUAACAAGGAGAGGAAGGGAGAUUAUCUYGGCAAAACAGUCCAAGUUGUCCCCCACAUCACAGAUGCCAUACAGGAAUGGGUAAUGAGGCAGGCACGGAUUCCYGUGGAUGAGGAUGGCAUUGAACCCCAAGUUUGUGUGAUUGAGCUUGGGGGCACAGUGGGUGACAUCGAGAGCAUGCCUUUCAUCGAGGCCUUCCGCCAGUUCCAGUUCAAAGCCAAAAGAGAGAAUUUCUGUAACAUCCACGUCAGUCUGGUUCCCCAGCCAAGCUCGACAGGGGAGCAGAAGACCAAACCCACCCAGAACAGUGUUCGUGAGCUCAGAGGUCUCGGGCUCUCCCCAGAUCUGAUUGUUUGCAGGUGCUCCACUCCACUGGAUACCUCAGUAAAAGAAAAGAUUUCCAUGUUCUGUCAUGUUGAACCAGAACAGGUCAUUUGUGUUCAUGAUGUCUCCUCUAUCUACCGGGUUCCUCUGUUGUUAGAGGAGCAGGGAGUUGUGGACUACUUCAGGCACAGGCUGGACCUUCCCAUCGAGAGGCAGCCCAGGAGGAUGCUCAUGAAGUGGAAGGAGAUGGCUGACAGGUACGACCGUCUACUUGAAACAUGUUCCAUUGCACUCGUGGGCAAAUACACCAAGUUUUCUGAUUCCUAUGCAUCUGUCAUCAAAGCACUGGAACACUCUGCCCUGGCCAUCAACCACAAACUUGACAUUAAGUACAUUGACUCUGCUGACUUGGAGCCGGACACUCUGCAGGAGGAGCCUGUGCGGUACCACGAGGCCUGGCAGAAGCUCUGUGGUGCUGAUGGAGUUCUGGUUCCUGGUGGAUUUGGUGUUCGAGGGACAGAAGGCAAAAUUCAAGCUAUUUCCUGGGCAAGAAAACAGAAAAAACCCUUCUUAGGAGUCUGUUUGGGAAUGCAGCUGGCAGUGGUGGAGUUUGCUCGCAGUGUCCUUGGUUGGCAAGAUGCGAACUCCACAGAGUUUGACCCCAAAACUUCUCAUCCAGUGGUCAUAGACAUGCCAGAACAUAACCCUGGCCAAAUGGGUGGCACCAUGAGACUUGGCAAGAGAAGGACACUCUUCCAAACCAAGAAUUCAAUCAUGAGGAAACUGUAUGGAGAUCAUGAUUUCUUGGAAGAGAGACACAGACACAGAUUUGAGGUCAAUCCAGAGUUGAAGAAGUGUUUUGAAGAGCAAGGUCUGAAGUUUGUGGGGCAGGAUGAGGAGGGAGAGCGGAUGGAAGUGGUUGAGCUGGAAGAGCAUCCUUUCUUCGUUGGUGUCCAGUAUCACCCCGAGUUCCUCUCCAGGCCCAUCAAACCAUCACCCCCAUACUUUGGGCUCCUCCUGGCGUCUGCAGGGAGACUCACGCACUACCUACAGAAGGGCUGCAGGCUCUCACCCAGGGACACCUACAGUGACCGGAGUGGCAGCAGCUCCCCUGACCUGGAGAUAACAGAGCUGAAGUUCCCUUCAGCAAAUCACGACUGAUUCCUGGUAAUGUUUCAUGAUCUCAACCUCUUCCUUUUGGAAAUAAUUCCUUGUCCAGACUUUGCUGCUAGCACCUGACUUUCACAUUAUUUGGUAGAAAGCUGGCUCACCAUGAGCUGUGCUGGAGCUCACAUGUUCCAGUUGUGCUGAGGGCUGGGUAGUGCCUCUGUGUGACAGCUGGGGGUGGGUGUCCCCUUAGCAAAGUGACACACAAUGAAAUACAAAUACACAGGAGUUGGGGGUUAAAUUCAGAUAAAAGCACCAGUGGAGCACACACUCCUGAAAAUGGAGGACAGAGCUGAGCAAGGGGUUCCUGGGUUUAGGAAAUUCCAAUGUUUUGCAGUCCCUCACCAUUGUUAAUGAAUUUUGAAGUAUCUAUUGUGUCCCUCUCCUGGGACAGCAGUUCCUCUCAGGCCUGGGGCUCGAGCUCUGGUCUGUAAGGGCUGCAGGCAUUUCAGGGAUGUGAGAACUGGAUGUGCAAAAUUGAGGGAAGGAGGAGACACUAAAACCUGGCACGCAGACUGCACCAGCAGAACAGGCACA
Messenger RNA from Malurus melanocephalus (red-backed fairy wren), 2185 nucleotides. RefSeq names its product CTP synthase 1 (gene CTPS1). Gene Ontology annotation, molecular function: identical protein binding; CTP synthase activity. The coding region runs from base 242 to 1642 and encodes 466 amino acids. The record is from RefSeq and is a predicted model, not a curated record. Gene Ontology annotation, cellular component: cytoophidium; cytoplasm. Gene Ontology annotation, biological process: pyrimidine nucleobase biosynthetic process; CTP biosynthetic process. The transcript is spliced from 16 exons. NCBI's taxonomy places the organism in Eukaryota, Metazoa, Chordata, Aves, Passeriformes, Maluridae.